This is a messenger RNA of Achroia grisella, 1125 nucleotides long. RefSeq names its product serine protease snake-like. The record is from RefSeq and is a predicted model, not a curated record. The transcript is spliced from 9 exons. Gene Ontology annotation, biological process: proteolysis. Lineage: Eukaryota; Metazoa; Arthropoda; Insecta; Lepidoptera; Pyralidae. Gene Ontology annotation, molecular function: serine-type endopeptidase activity. Bases 1 to 1125 code for a protein of 374 amino acids.
AUGUUUUCAGUUGCUGCAAUACAAAUCGUACAGGCGACAAACGAAAAUGUUCCUAGAGCCAAACGGUAUGAAAAUGGAUAUGGGUGGAACUGGAGUUCUAUUAGUUUACAAGACACAACGCCAUUAAUUGUUAGCCAGAGACAAUUUACUCCAACAACAACAACACCAACAACGGAUGAUGUCUAUCCGUGUCCUCCGCCGCCGUUAGUCCAGCCAAAUUUCACCGCUCCAGGCCGCAGAAAAAGUGUAACAAAAUGUUACGAAUAUAUCUGGCAGUUAAAAGCUCGCGUGGAUAAAGCAGAUGCGAAUAAAAGAUGUAGUAAGUAUUAUUCGGACGCCCCCUUUGUUUUAGGAGGUCGUAAUACAACACCCGGAGAAUUUCCUCACAUGGGAGCUAUAGGCUGGAAAAGUGUUACUGGCACAUGGUUAUUUAAUUGUGGGGGCACACUAAUUAGCAAGAAGUUUGUUCUAACUGCUGGACACUGUAUAAAAGCAUCUCCUUUAGAUUCCAGAAUUGCUGACCUAAUACCAAAAAUUAUAAAAUUUGGGUCUAAGAACUUAAAUGAUGCCUAUGAAAGAGAUAUCGGUAGAAUCAUACCGCACCCUGAGUAUAAACCUCCGAGGCAAUAUUUUGAUAUAGCGUUAAUAGAACUCCAGUAUGAACUAUUUUUUAAUAAAGAGGUACAGCCAGCAUGUCUAUGGCCCAAAGUUGAUGACAGUUUUGGUAAACAAGCUACAAUAACAGGAUGGGGUCUUUAUGAAAAAGGUAACCGAAACACAUCGGUUGAACUACAGGCUGGUGACUUAAGCAUCAUAGACUCCAGUAAUUGCAACCGGCUGUUAAGAACCUCAUCGAACAGACAUUGGGAUGGAAUUAUGAACCAUCAGCUCUGCGCAGGGAAGCUGGAAGGUGGCAUUGAUGCCUGUCAGGGUGACUCGGGAGGUCCAUUGCAGGUGAGGAUCCCAAUACCAGCUCCAUAUGAUAAACGUGAAGCGCAGAUGCACUACGUCAUUGGAAUCACGUCCUUUGGCAUCGGCUGCGCUCUACCGAACUUACCCGGAGUGUACACUAGAGUGUCCAGCUUCCUGGAUUGGAUCGAAAAUAUUGUAUGGGCAAAUGAAUAA